Molecule: messenger RNA, 1075 nt
Organism: Merops nubicus (carmine bee-eater)
Lineage: Eukaryota; Metazoa; Chordata; Aves; Coraciiformes; Meropidae
Gene: PDIA5
Product: protein disulfide isomerase family A, member 5
Exons: 11
Biological process (GO): protein folding
Cellular component (GO): endoplasmic reticulum
Molecular function (GO): protein disulfide isomerase activity
Source: RefSeq, a predicted model, not a curated record
AUGCAUUUGAUUUCCUUUCUUGUAACGAUUUUUCUUUCAAUAUGUGUUUUUUGCAGUGAUACUGAAAGCCGAAAAUUGUGCAAGAAGAUGAAAGUAGAUCCUAAUUCAAAGGAGAAGGGAGUGGAGUUACUCCAUUAUAAGGAUGGUGCAUUUCAUACUGAAUACAACAGAGCGCUGACAUUGAAGUCUAUGGUGGCCUUUCUUAAGGAUCCAGAAGGUGCUCCACUGUGGGAGGAGGAUCCUGAAGCCAAAGAUGUUGUGCAUGUUGACAGUGAAAAGGAAUUGAGAAGACUUCUGAAGAAGGAAGACAAACCUCUUCUGAUGAUGUUCUAUGCCCCAUGGUGUGGUGUUUGUAAGAGGAUGAUGCCAUCUUAUCAACAGGCAGCCUCGGAACUGAAGGGUAAAUAUGUUCUUGCAGGGAUGAAUGUUUACUCUGCUGAAUUUGAGAGGAUUAAGGAAGAAUACAACAUCCGGGGAUAUCCUACAAUCUGCUAUUUUGAGAAAGGAAAGUUCCUGUUCCACUUUGAGAAUUAUGGUGCUACUGCGGCAGAUAUAGCAGAAUGGCUGAAAAACCCACAGGCACCUCAGCCACAGGCUCCGGAGACUCCCUGGGCAGAUGAAGAAAAUGUAGUUUAUCACCUGACUGAUGAGGACUUCGACAAGUUUAUGAAAGAUCAUUCAUCUGUGCUAGUGAUGUUCCAUGCACCAUGGUGUGGGCACUGUAAGAAAAUGAAGCCAGAAUAUGAGAAGGCUGCAGAGUUUCUCCAUGUAGCCAAUGAUAGUCCAGGAGUCCUUGCAGCAGUCGAUGCAACCGUCAAUAAGGCACUGGCAGAAAGAUACCACAUCUCAGGGUUUCCUACUUUGAAGUAUUUUAAGGAUGGAGAGGAGAAAUACACCCUGCCACACCUCAGAACAAAGAAGAAGAUCAUUGACUGGCUGCUAAAUCCUGAAGCACCACCUCCACCUGAGCCUGCAUGGGAAGAAAAACAGACUAGCGUUAUCCAUCUUGCUGGAGAAGACUUCAGGGAGUCCUUGAAGAAGAAGAAGCACAGUCUUGUCAUGUUCUAUGCACCAU